Molecule: messenger RNA, 375 nt
Organism: Micromonas pusilla CCMP1545
Lineage: Eukaryota; Viridiplantae; Chlorophyta; Mamiellophyceae; Mamiellales; Mamiellaceae
Exons: 1
Cellular component (GO): cytoplasm
Molecular function (GO): GTPase activator activity
Source: RefSeq, a predicted model, not a curated record
AUGGCGGCGGAACGCGCGCACGAGGCGCUCAUGAAGCGCCUGAACGCGUGCCUGAAACGCCCGGAGAAUAUCCUGUGCGUGGACUGCCCGAUGCGCCUGCCGAGGUGGGCGUCGUUGAACUUGGGCGUCUUCAUGUGCACGAACUGCAGCGGCAUACAUCGCGGCCUGGGCGUGCACAUCUCGCGCGUCAGGAGCACGCAGCUCGAUAAGUGGACGGAAGAUCAGGUCGCGUUCAUGGAGAAGAUGGGGAACGAACGCGCGAACGCGUACUGGGAGAAGAACAUCCCGCCGGGGGCGAAGCCGAAGACGUCGGAUCUCCCCACCGUCGAGCGGUUCAUCCGCGCGAAGUACGAGAGGAGAGCGUACGCGGACAGG